AUGGAAGCCUACGCUAUCUACUCUAGCCUAAGGUCUCAACUAAACUCAAACAGUGCAGCACUAAAAGAAGUUCAAACCACAAAGACUGGCUUUGCACUAUGUCCCUCAUCUCCGGAAGCCCUCCUAGCCCUUGAGGCCCAGAAAGAGAUUAUCUCUGCAUUCUUUGUUAACUGCCAGAUAGAACGCAGCUCCCAAUGGGUCUCAUAUCGAGUUACCAAUGUGCCAAGGAAAAUUGGCCAAAUCUUGAAUGGCCAAUACUCUCUAAUCCCCGUCAAUCCUACACUUCUGUCCUCAGAAAUAAGCGAAACUACAGGGCUUAAGCCCACAUCUAUUAGCGAGACCACUUCAAGCGCUGUCAACCCUGAUACUCCCUCCUCAAGCUGGUUUAUGAACUUCCCAGAAGGCAUGAAAACACCACUACCUAUCCAACUACAUCUUUUUGGUACUAUCACUAAUGCUCAUCCUGUGCCCGCCCCUCUCGAUGCCGGCUAUGUGGCUCCUCAGAGUAUACUGAAAAGGGCCAUGCCAAUCGCUGCACAGCCCUGGAACCUCAUCAAUGCCCUCCUAGAUGCAUACACUGUCAUGGACCAUAUCCAGCUGAUUUCUCAGAAUGCCUCCUACGCCCUAGAGGCAAUACUAAACAUACUAAAGCUCAACAAGCAGAGAUCCGCAAAUCCUGCGCCACAAACCUCGCAAAAGCUCAAACUGAAGAAGGAUGUAGCCCUUAGCUCUUUAUAG
Talaromyces stipitatus ATCC 10500 is the source of this 738-nucleotide messenger RNA. RefSeq lists its product as uncharacterized. NCBI's taxonomy places the organism in Eukaryota, Fungi, Ascomycota, Eurotiomycetes, Eurotiales, Trichocomaceae. The transcript has 2 exons. The record is from RefSeq and is a predicted model, not a curated record. The coding region runs from base 1 to 738 and encodes 245 amino acids.